Molecule: messenger RNA, 2883 nt
Organism: Oncorhynchus kisutch (coho salmon)
Lineage: Eukaryota; Metazoa; Chordata; Actinopteri; Salmoniformes; Salmonidae
Product: bone morphogenetic protein 1
Exons: 18
Coding region: 1-2883 (960 amino acids)
Biological process (GO): protein processing; dorsal/ventral pattern formation
Molecular function (GO): zinc ion binding; metalloendopeptidase activity; calcium ion binding
Source: RefSeq, a predicted model, not a curated record
AUGGGGAUGAUGAAGUUGAUGGAGAUGAUGGUGAGGAUGUGGAUGAUGGGGAUGAUGAAUGGUAUGAUGGUGGGGAUGACGGGGAUGAUGAAGUUGAUGGAGAUGAUGUGGAUGAUGAAUGGUAUGAUGAUAUUUUUCUUUUCAGUUGCGUUUUGGGGAGACAUUGCGUUGGACGAGGAGGAUCUGCGGAUGUUUCAGAUCGACAGGACAAUAGACGUGACGCAACACACACACACUCUCACACACACUCACACACACUCCAGACAAGGACAAACGACUGAGGAACAUGUCAUCUCAAAGAAGAAAGGAUUGUUCCUCCUCCUCCUGGACAAAAUACGGAGGUUUGGCUUCGACUAUAGGCCUAUGAACUCCAGUCAAGAAUCAGCCUCCGGUCCCAGGACCCAGACUGGGAAAACAGCUGCUGGAAGGACUGGGAAGGCUGGGAAAGCCGUAAAGAGUGGGAAUACUGUGAAGUCGGCUAGAUUCGGGAAAACAGAGAAUGCCUGGAGUGUUGUUGUGAAGAAUCGUGUUCCCAGAGCAGCAACCUCCCGAGCUGAGAGGAUCUGGCCAGGGGGAGUCAUACCUUACAUCAUAGGAGGAAACUUCACCGGCAGUCAAAGAGCGAUGUUCAAGCAGGCGAUGCGUCACUGGGAGAAACUGACCUGCGUGACCUUCAUAGAGAAGACUGAAGAAGAGAGUUACAUCGUCUUCACGUACAGACCCUGUGGCUGUUGCUCCUACGUGGGUCGUCGUGGUAAUGGUCCUCAGGCGAUAUCGAUAGGGAAGAACUGUGAUAAGUUUGGCAUCGUGGUUCAUGAGUUGGGUCACGUGAUCGGGUUCUGGCAUGAACACACCCGGCCCGACCGAGACGAUCACGUCACCAUCAUCAGAGACAACAUACAACCAGGUCAGGAGUAUAACUUCUUGAAGAUGGAACCAGGAGAGGUGAACUCGCUGGGAGAGCAUUAUGACUUCGACAGCAUCAUGCAUUAUGCUAGGAACACCUUCUCACGAGGUAUGUUUCUAGACACCAUCCUCCCAUCUAGAGAUGAGAAUGGGAUCCGUCCUGCCAUUGGACAGAGGACCCGACUCAGUAAAGGAGACAUCUCUCAGGCCAGGAAGCUCUACAGAUGCCCCGCGUGCGGGGAGACCCUACAGGAGUCGACAGGUAACUUCUCGUCGCCCGGUUACCCCAAUGGUUAUCCCUCGUACACACACUGUGUCUGGAGGGUCUCUGUCACGCCGGGAGAGAAGAUUGUUCUAAACUUUACCACUAUGGACCUGUAUAAGAGCUCUCUCUGUUGGUAUGACUACAUAGAAGUUAGAGAUGGAUACUGGAGGAAGGCCCCCACUGCUAGGUUCUGUGGGGAUCAGGUUCCUGAGGGUCUGGUGUCGUCAGAGAGUCGGAUGUGGAUUGAGUUCCGAAGCAGCAGUAACUGGGUGGGAAAGGGAUUUACAGCUGUUUAUGAAGCUGUCUGUGGAGGAGAGAUCUUGAAGGAUCAGGGCCAGAUUCAGUCCCCUAACUAUCCUGAUGACUACCGUCCAUCUAAAGACUGUGUUUGGAGGAUCACCGUCUCAGAGGGGUACAACGUAGGACUCAGCUUCCAGGCCUUUGAGAUUGAGAGACAUGACAGCUGUGCCUACGACUACCUGGAGGUGCGUGACGGCCCGGCUGAAUCCAGCCCUCUGAUUGGUCGAUUCUGUGGGUACGACAGACCAGAGGACGUCCGCUCCACCUCACACAACCUCUGGAUGAAGUUCGUCUCCGACGGAACCGUCAACAAGGCCGGCUUCGCUGCCAACUUCUUCAAAGAGGAGGAUGAGUGUUCUAAGCCAGAUAACGGAGGCUGUGAACAGAGGUGUGUCAAUACGCUGGGCAGCUUCAAGUGUGCCUGCGACCCCGGGUACGAGCUGGCCCUGGACAAAAAGAGCUGCGAAGCUGCAUGUGGAGGUCUUCUGUCUAAGCUGAACGGAACCAUCUCCACUCCCGGCUGGCCCAAGGAGUACCCCCCUAAUAAGAACUGUGUGUGGCAGGUAGUUGCUCCAACCCAGUACAGAAUAUCAAUGCAGUUUGAAUCCUUCGAGCUGGAGGGCAACGAGGUGUGUAAGUAUGACUUUGUGGAGGUGCGUAGCGGCCUGUCGUCAGACAGUAAGCUGCACGGAAAAUACUGCGGUACGGAGGUUCCCGAGGUCAUCACAUCACAGUACAACAACAUGAGAAUAGAGUUCAAGUCUGACAACACCGUGUCCAAGAAGGGCUUCAAGGCUCACUUCUUCUCUGGUGAGGCCUCACUGGAGGGACCGCUGUUUCUGAUUGUGGGAUGUGGGAUGGGUUAUCUCUCUCUCUCUCUGUCUCUCUCUCUGUCUCUCUCUCUUUCCCUCUCUCUCUCUCUGUCUCUCUCUCUCUCUCUUACAGGCCUGCGUCGUGUCACGAACGCGUGUUUGUGUUUGAGUCGUGUCGCGACGCCAAGCGACCUCGACCCCGUAACCAUGACAAUGCGCCGGCGACCUCAGGCAGGGUCUAGGAUCAGGGACUGUAUCAGAGAGUCCCAGAGUAGGAGGGAUUAUUUAGGAUCUCGGAUCAGCUUCCCCUCACUACAUUUAAUGAUGAUCGUAUUUCAACACUGCUACUCUGAAUCAGACCAGCCUGUCCAGACCAACGUUAACCUCUCUGAAUCAGACCAGCCUGUCCAGACCAACAUUAACCUCUCUGAAUCAGACCAGCCUGUCCAGACCAACGUUAACCUCUCUGAAUCAGACCAGCCUGUCCAGACCAACGUUAACCUCUCUGAAUCAGACCAGCCUGUCCAGACCAACGUUAACCUCUCUGAAUCAGACCAGCCUGUCCAGACCAUGGUUAACCGCUCUGAAUACCAUACCUGA